GAGAGAGAGUGAGAGAGAUAAAGAGAGAGAUUGAUGGAGAGAGCGGGAGAGUGAACAGCUCUAUGUAAACAGGGUGUCAGAAAAGAAAGUGCAGGGACAUUUUCAGCCUGCUAAGGCUGGGAAAAUAAUCACAUAGGAUCUGCAAAGCAGCACUCACUAGGGAAGAGAGAGAAACAGAGAGAAGAGAGAGAGAGUGACGGAACUGAACAGAGAGAGUCGGUGACAGUGAGAGAGACAGAGAGCGAGAGAGAGACAGAGAGAGAGGAAGCUAUAUAGCAACAGAGCGAAGGAGAGGAACUAAGCAAAAGGGAGAGAGAGGAAAAAAAGCUGAAUUAAUUCAGGCUGAAUGGGAGGGAGGGAUGUUGCUACCUCUGCCGGGGCUCCAGUGCCUUUGCUGUGCCUCUCUGUGUAGCUGGAGCUGUGUUGUGUAGCUGUGGCUCUGCUCUUUGUAGCUGUAGCUGCCGGUUUGUGUUGUGAGGAGCUCGCUGCUCUGCUCACGGAGGAAGGGAGAGCACGGACUGCCUAUCAACCCAUACUGAAGGAAGGAACACACACACAGACAGCAAAACUACUGGGAUGGGCAGAGGUCAUUAUAGGUCAUUGGUGCAGCAGACCUGCUAAGGGACCCUGUGUGGACUGACUGUGGGCUGUGGACAUAUCACUUCCUACCAGAGAUGAGGGGAACAGCUUGAGUCUGACGUCAGAGAGCGGGAAAGACCUAGAGACCUGCCUCUAGCUGGACCUCCAUAUCUCAUAUUGCCCGUCCUUAUCCCCCUUCCCCCACCCCACCAUCUCUGGCAUCUGUUUCUACCACCACCUCCACUCACUGGGAAGGAUUUGGGAUGACAGUUAACCUCCUCAGCUCUACCUCACUCCUCUUCACCACCCAGGGAUAACCAGCACUAGAACCUCUGUACCCUGAGAGGCACACGACCAUCCUCCCUCACCUCCCCCAGCUGGCAUCAUGAUGGGAGAUGGAGUUGGGAACUGGGAGUGUUUGAGUCCGUCUGAGUUUGGACAGCUGCAGCAGUACAGCGAGUAUUCCACCAAGAAGCUGAAGGAUGUUCUGGAGGAGUUUCACGGUGAAGGAGUCCUCUCCAAGUACAAUCCCGAGCAGAAGCAAGACGUUCUCAACCAACCCAUAGACUAUGAGGGUUUCCAGCUCUUCAUGACCACAUACCUGGAGAACGACAUCCCUGAGGAGCUGUGUCAGCACCUGUUCACCUCCUUCAAGAGCAAGACAGGGGGCUGCUCUCCUGAGGUGCCCCGUGCUGGAGCAGGACUGCUGGGAAUGAAUGGGAAGAGCAUCCUGACAGCAAUGGGCCGGCACACACCAGAGCAUUCCAUUGUGAUGGCCACAUGUUCAGGUGCCGUGUCUACCUCUCCCUGCUCCUCCCGGUCCUCCUCACAGCACUCUGGGACAGGGGCCCACACACCCGGGGGUUCCUACCACUCACCUGCCUGCACCCAAGCCAAACUCUCCACAGGUAGCAGUAGUAAUGCUCUGACCCCCACCCCAGCCAAGUCCCCAGCCUCCCCUCGCCUCUCCCCAGAGAGGAUCAGAGCGGAGAAGAGGAGGAGUCCAUCACCCCAGAAGGGCUCCCCUUUACUCUCCCCCCAGGUGGUGUUUCUGAAGGACAUUGUGUGUUACCUGUCCCUGCUGGAGAGGGGCACACCAGAGGACAAGUUGGAAUUCAUGUUCCGGCUGUACGACACAGAUGGCAAUGGAGUACUGGACAGCUCGGAACUGGACCGCAUCAUCAAUCAGAUGGUCCACGUGGCAGAGUACCUGGAAUGGGACUCUACAGAGCUGCGACCAAUCCUGAAGGAGAUGAUGGAAGAGAUAGACUAUGACCGGGACGGAACAGUCACCCUGGAGGAGUGGAUCAGGGGAGGCCUCACCACCAUCCCUCUGCUGGUCCUGCUGGGCAUGGAGACGAAUGUGCAAGAGGAUGGGCAGCAUGUGUGGAAAUUAAAGCACUUCAACAAGCCAGCCUACUGUAACUACUGCCACACCAUGCUGCUGGGAGUCCGCAAGCAGGGCCUCUGCUGCUCUAUAUGCAAGUACACAGUCCAUGAACGCUGUGUGUCCAAAGAUAUCGCUGCCUGCAUCAGCACCUACGCCAAGUCCCGCAGACACACUAAUGCUAUGCAGCACGUGUGGAUGGAGGGAAACUCUCCCACUAAGUGUGACCGCUGUCACAGAAGUAUCAAGUGCUACCAGGGCUUAACGGGCUUACACUGUGUGUGGUGUCAGAUCACUCUCCAUAAUAAGUGUGCCUCCAACAUGAAACCAGAGUGUGAUGGAGGAGCCCUUAGAGACCACACUCUACUCCCAUCCUACAUCUGCCCUGUAGUCCUGGACCGUCAUUCUGUUGUGAAGCGGGGUGAAGGGGACUCCCCGCCCAGCACCAGCCCUGACGACCCGAGUCAAAGCUUCAAAUUCACAGGAGACGGACAAGCACUGCAGAUCACUCCUCUCCCAGGCACACAUCCCCUCCUGGUCCUGGUCAACCCAAAGAGUGGCGGGAGACAAGGGGAGCGGGUAUUGAGAAAGUUCCAGUACCUGCUGAACCCCAGACAGGUGUACAGUCUAGACCGAGAGGGACCCAUGGUGGGGCUCAACUUCUUCCAUGAUGUCCCUGAUUUCCGGGUGCUGGCAUGUGGAGGGGAUGGGACAGUGGGAUGGAUCUUAGACUGUAUUGACAAGGCCAACUUCACCAGAGAUCCCCCUGUGGCCAUCCUCCCUCUGGGCACAGGGAACGACCUGGCAAGAUGCCUACGCUGGGGCGGAGGUUAUGAAGGAGGCAGUCUUCUGAAGUUCCUGCGGGACAUAGAGCACAGCACAGAGAUGGUUCUGGACCGAUGGAACAUCGACAUAGUCCCUGUUGACAAGGAGGAGAAGGGAGACCCUGUCCCCAACAGCAUCGUCAACAACUACUUCUCCAUCGGAGUGGAUGCGUCUAUCGCUCAUCGCUUCCACUUGAUGAGAGAGAAGCACCCAGAGAAAUUCAACAGCAGAAUGAAGAACAAGUUGUGGUACUUUGAGUUUGGCACCACAGAGACCAUCUCCGCCACUUGCAAGAAACUCAACGAGUGUAUCGAAGUGGAGUGUGAUGGUAUCAUCCUGGACCUCAGCAGCACGUCGUUGGAAGGCAUCGCCGUCCUCAACAUACCCAGCAUGCAUGGCGGCUCCAACCUGUGGGGCGAGACCAAGAAGAGGAGGAACUACAGCCGCAUGAGCAAGAAGGUUCCAGACAGGAUGCCCACCAGUACCGUCACCGAUAUAAAGGAGCUCAAAUUCUGUGUUCAGGACCUGAGCGACCAGUUGCUGGAGGUGGUGGGUCUGGAGGGUGCCAUGGAGAUGGGGAAGAUCUACUCAGGCCUGAAGAGUGCUGGCCGCAGACUGGCCCAAUGUGCUAACGUCACCAUCAGGACAUCCCGGCUGCUGCCCAUGCAGAUUGAUGGGGAGCCUUGGAUGCAGCCCCCAUGCACGAUCAAGAUCACACAUAAGAACCAGGUUCCCAUGCUACUGGGCCCUCCUCAGAAGAGCCCCUUCUUGUUCUUCAAGAGACGCAACAGAAGUCGGGACUAUGAGUGAGGAGGACACUUCAAACUCCCCCCUCUUCACAAACACAUUCACCAACCCCUCGGGACAACUCAAUAGGUCCCACAGACCAAGGCAUUGCCCCUUGGACCUACAGUACCACUUCAGAAUGAACUGACUUCCUCUCAGUGUAAUGACCACUUCCUGUGUAUCCAUGUUCUAGCUUCUAGAACUUCCUGUGAACUCUGAACUCUGACCCUGCCACUGGCACACUAGCUCAGUCAACCUCAGCUCCAGACUCAGCUUCAGCCCCAGACCCAUCAGUAAUGCCACACUGCCUUGGCAAAACACAGUGCCAGCAGCAUAUAGGUUCAUCUAGGAUACUGCCUUGGUUCUCAAAUGGAGGGAUAGAGAGAUGGAGUGAUAAGGAAACACAUAAAGAGAGAGUGAGACAAAGAGAGAAGCAGCAGAAGGGGAAUGGGAAGAGAAGAGUUGAAGAAAAGAAAGAGUGCAAAAGAACGAGAGCAAGGGAUGGGAUGAUUGACAUACAGCAGAUGAAAGUAGUAUGGCUGUGUUGUGUGCGUGCGUGUGUGUGCGUGCGUGUGUGUGUGCGUGUGUGUGUGCGUGUGUGUGCAUGUGUGCGUAUGUGUGUGCGUGUGUGCAAGUUCUCCUCUCUCUUUGAGGAGCCUGUUGAAUAAUGGAUCAGAGCUUGUAGAGUAUUCACUCCAGUGUCUCUCCAUGGCACAGAACACUGCACUGCCUGAGAGAUGAAACGGAAAGAGAUCAUCUAUUAUUGACUGCUUCGUUUACGCUUGACGGUGGCAGCAGGGCAAAACACACAGUAACAAUGGCCUGGGAAGCAUGGGAAACUCAAACUAACAUGCAGGGAUUUUUGCCCCCCAGCAUAUUUGCUCACAACAACCAUCUUUAGCCUAGUUUUGUAGAAUAUCAAUAGCUGAUCUGGUGUCAGGUCAAACAAAUGGCAAGGACUGGAGGCUUUUCUGUUUAUCUUCAUGUGGCUUAUUCACAUACUGUAGACAGGUCACCCACCAUCUUAGUAAGUGUAUAAACCCCUCUGAGACUGUCACACAGGUCCUCAACUUAGACUGGUUUUAUUGUUCUCCUCCAAAUGGCAAGGCCAUUGGUCCUUCGAGCCAGAUCAGUGGAACAGAGCCCAGUGUACAGGGGAGACCAAAAGAGGUUGGAGAGAGACGUGGACCUUACUUAUAUGUAUCACUGUAGCGACGUGAGAUGAGAGCGGAGUCCCAUGUCCCCCUCAGAAGUGCCGAGUAGGAUCAGCUAUAGGUUGAAGAAAGAAACCCAGUGUAGAGAAGACCAAAGGAGUUUGGGGUGAGGAGUGAGGAGUGGACUAGAUAUAUAUCACUAGAGAAUGUGAGAUAAGUCUGUUGCACCAUUAAGAAGAGCCCAGUAGGACCUCUGUAAGAGCAGAGUUCAGUGUAGAGGAAGAGGUGACUGAAGGAGGGUAGGUCCUUACUGUAAUGUUACAUGUAUCACCGUAGAGAUGAGAGAAGUCCCGAUCGAUCAGAAGUGCCCACUAAGAUAGCUUUAGGUUGAAUAAGCAUUGGUACCUGCUGCCUAGUAGGAUAUCUAAAGGUUGAAUCAACAAGCCUCAUCCAUAGGUUGAAUCAACAAGCCUCAUCCAGCUGCAGAUGUCCCAGAAGACUUUUAGAGAUUGAAAUGGAUUCAGCUAGCUAGUGCUGGUAUAUAACAGCCUGCCCUGACUGCCCCAGGCCUUAGGGGUCUGAUUUACCAUAGCGUGGACAGGAACUAAAUUUAACCUGCUAUUUCGGGAGGAUCUAUCUUGUGAAACACUAUUCCUAAUUACAGUGUAAAAACAUUAGCUCGCAAUGUGAAGUGUCCAAGAGUGCAAAACUAGGAGGCCAGGGGUGAGGGCUCGCUGGCUGUAAAAUGGUGGGUGUUAUUCAAAUCAUGUUUGUUGCUGGAUGGCACCAUUGAAGCAACAGGAAGAUAUGUUAUCAAUUGAAAUGGGCUGAACUGAAAAUCACACAUAGGAGUCAAACCUAACGGCAAAAGCUGAACAGGCUAGACACCCGUAUGAAUGUGGUAUCCAUGUACUAAGAUAUACCACUACCCGUAUGAAUGUGGUGUCCAUGUACUAAGAUAUACCACUACCCGUAUGAAUGUGGUGUCCAUGUACUAAGAUAUACCACUACCCGUAUGAAAAUAUUACUGUCCCAACUAUAGUGGCCAACUAUAUAUGUGCAGAUACAGUAUUUGUAUAUUCUGGAAGAUGUGUAUUACACAUACAUUUUUAUUUUAUUUUAUUGAACCUUUAUUUAACUAGGCAAGUCAGUUAAGAACAAAUUCUUAUUUACAAUGACGGCCUAGGAACAGUGGGUUAACUGCUUUGUUCAGGGGCAGAAUGACAGAUUUAGUUUUUGUGUUUUUAAUAAUAUAUUAUAAUAUAUUAUUAGUGUAGAGCUUUGAGGCAUCCCACUGGGCAAACACUGAUUGAAUCAAUGUUGUUUCCAUAUCUGUUCCACGUUGAACCAACGUAGAAUAGACAUCGAAUUGACAUCUGUGCCCAGUGGGAUAGUUUAGAAGAGUACAUACAGAUCAGUGUUCUUCAGUGGGUCACUUGAAUAACUGUCUGGGGCUGGUUCACAACACAUUCCCUUUGGUGUCGAGCACCCUCAUACCCUAGGAUGUAGGGGUUAGGGUGCAGGGCCCAGGGGGGUGGGGGCAGUGAGCCUCCAUGGUACACUUAAUUGUUUGUCCCAAAUGGCACCCUAUUCCAUUAGGUGCCAUUAGGACUCACCAGAGCACCACUCAUGGGACGAGGCUUUGAUGUCUUCGCCCCGAGUUCCCUUUAAAACCACACUGAGCCGAGACUCUCGUGUCCAGGCCCCACUAAACAGAGACACAUGUCCAAUGACCAUGGGGUAAAACAUUGGUUUAGUCCCAAGGCACCCUAAUCCUAAUAUAGUUUACGGCUUUUGACCAAAAUCCUAUCAAAAGUAGUGCACUAUAUAGGGAAUAGGGUGCCAUUUGGGACACAGCCUUUAUCUCUGUGGACCCCAGGGUCUGUCUGACCCUGCAACACCUCUAACCAGUACGUAUGGGAAACAUUUCAUUGACCACAUCACCUCUACAAUCCUAACAUAGCAUCAUUGGUCGACGGUCAUUGGACACAUUUUUUGUGUGUAGUCCUUACGGAGCCUGGAUCGAGGCGACUCAGUAAAAAGUGUGCAUGUUUACAGUUUACUUUUCAUUAAUGGGAAAAGGAUGAUUUUAAAUUGAAACCGUUUUAAUUAUGUGUAAAUAGAUACUUGAUUAUAUAUUUUAUCUCACCACCGCAUGCCUGCUGAAACAAAGGAGACAGAAAGAAAUGUCUGUCUGCUUGAGGAGAGACCACGCUGAUUGUUGCAACCCUCUCCCUCAAGCUAGGACCUGUCCUGCUGUCGGGUGAUAUUAGCUAUUCAACCCCCUCAACCAAUCCUUUGCUUAAAAACCCAUGAUCUUGUGUAUUUACUUUGUCUUUCUCUGUUGGUAGCUAACAUAACAUGUUGAUACUUCUGUGCAAGAAAAGGACAGUGAUGGCUUGUCUUGGUCAAAUAGAGAGACUUUCCAGGAGAAAUGUACACCAUUGCCAAGCGGCCAUUUUGUGUUUCAUCAUCAGGAGAUGGAAGAGAGACACCGACACGACAUCACAACCACAGAACUUAAUCCUAUCAGACGCUAUAUCAAUCUUCAAUGUUUGUGUCAUUCACCAGUUACCACUCAUCUCCAAUUCCGGUCAUCAGAAAUGACCAUCCUCUUACUCUGUGUUGCAAUAACUCACUGCCAUCACCAACUACCCGCCUGGUCUGUACCAUCACUGCCUAUGGUGUUGGUCCACUUCCACUUCCAACUACAUCCACAUCUAAGAGGAUUUGGUUUAGCCCAGGUUGUCAACGACGUCUGUAGAAUGUGGCCUCUCAUCAUUUUAAAAAGUAGGAGGGCCGGUGUGAAAACAUCUGUUUUCUUGUUGACAGAGUGUCCCUUGGCGGGUCCUGGAAAAGGCUGCCGUUUGGGACGACACCAGUAAGUUUUCCACCGUGAUGCAGCAGGAAUUUCUAUGUACUGCACCACAUCCACUGUUAUAAACAUAGCCAUAGCGUGUGGCCGUGGCCACUGUCUUUGUUGAUGUACAUGAUGUGAUGUGACUUGUUGAAACCACGCUGCCUCUGAGGUAACCUAAUGUAGGAGGUGUAAAAGAUCCCCGACAUACUGUUCUUGACAAGAAGAAGAAGAAAAAACUGUCAGGGGAGGUUCUCUUCUGCACUGUUCAACCAAUCCAGUAAAUGUGGAGGAGGAGUUAAGAUGGAGUGUCACCUUGCUAAUGUCCAAAAGCGGAAAUCGAGUCACAGGUUCCACUGAAAACCGGAACAUCCGGUUGUUGGGAACUCGGCAGAGGCUACAUCUGAGGUGACCUAGAGGAGGGAGUUUGAGUGGUGGUUAAAGGGGGUGUUUGUGGUGGUGUUUGUGGUAUAUCAAAUAAACCAAUUAUGAUGAUAGUGUACACAGUCUAUUACAAUUAGGAUUGUGUAGUUAAUAUCUAAUAUCACUAAUAUCUACAUUCUUCCACUGAAUUGAGACAACCGGGCACAAAAAAGUCUCCCAUAUCCACGCAAGCAUACCAUUUAGAAUAUGGCCAAUACGUUGCUGCAUUUGAAGUAGUAUUUCAGUUGGGAUUAUUGGAAUGGAGCCAAAGACAGUCUUCGUCACCAUCCUCCCCAUGUGUAACUAUUAUCCCCUUGUCUCCACUGUCGCUCCUGCUUCCGACCUUGUUUUAUUCCCACCUUCAGAGACUCACAUAGGCAGUGAGGUGUAUCGUACUGUCACUGUCGUUGGUGCAAUCCUAUUCUUAGGCAUGGGCAGAUUAACUAACAGUAUUGAGUGACACUAGUGGCCAGGACACAUGCAGUAGAUCCAUGCAUACAGUCCAUUUCAUUCCUGAGUGUGAUGUUCUACAUGUAUGCAUAAACCCAUAGGGCUGUUGUGUUUACCAUAGAAAUAUAAUUAAUAGAAAGGGCUUAGAACAUUUGACAAUAGCAAUUUGACAGCUAAAUUCAUGGGUACACUCAAAAUGGCUGCCAAUCCUCCCAUUAUUGCAUCAUUGACUUGAAUGGGGAGGCCCGUUCUACUUAUUCUAGUUCUGUGGUGUUUACCCCCUCAGGGUCAGUGUGGUAUGUAGCUAUCCAUACGCCUGUAGCACCCAAUGAGGAUCAAGGGCAGACAGUGACAGUAGCCCCCCCCCCACCCCCCCCCACCCACUCCCUCUCUGUGAUUGGACAAAAAGAGGACUGUGAAUCAAUAUUCUCAUCUUGUGCCCUAGCUGUGUCUACUGUCUGUCAUUCUUCCUCGCCGGUAUGUUUGUUAGCUGUAUGUUGGCAUCCUCCAUUUUGAUGGACAAAAGAUUUAUCAAAUAAACAGAGGUUGAAUAUGCUA
This is a messenger RNA of Oncorhynchus keta (chum salmon), 9019 nucleotides long. RefSeq names its product diacylglycerol kinase beta (gene dgkg). The transcript has 26 exons. Bases 965 to 3601 code for a protein of 878 amino acids. Gene Ontology annotation, cellular component: plasma membrane. Gene Ontology annotation, biological process: intracellular signal transduction; diacylglycerol metabolic process; lipid phosphorylation. NCBI's taxonomy places the organism in Eukaryota, Metazoa, Chordata, Actinopteri, Salmoniformes, Salmonidae. Gene Ontology annotation, molecular function: calcium ion binding; ATP-dependent diacylglycerol kinase activity. The record is from RefSeq and is a predicted model, not a curated record.